Marmota flaviventris (yellow-bellied marmot) is the source of this 3803-nucleotide messenger RNA. RefSeq names its product methylcrotonyl-CoA carboxylase subunit 2 (gene Mccc2). Gene Ontology annotation, cellular component: methylcrotonoyl-CoA carboxylase complex; mitochondrion. Lineage: Eukaryota; Metazoa; Chordata; Mammalia; Rodentia; Sciuridae. Gene Ontology annotation, molecular function: methylcrotonoyl-CoA carboxylase activity. The record is from RefSeq and is a predicted model, not a curated record. Gene Ontology annotation, biological process: L-leucine catabolic process.
CCUUAGCCGCAAACCCGGGGAAAGAACCUGCUCCCGACGGGCGCGGGCUGCCCUUGCUACGUACACCGCAGCUAUGUGGGCCCACCUGAGGUCAGUUCUGCGGCCCUGCUUCCUCGCCGCUGCCCCGGGGCUGCGCGCCUAUCACGGGGACUCUGUGGCGGCGUUGGGCACCCAGCUGGACUCCGGCUCUGCCAUCUACCAGGAGAACUAUGAGCAGAUGAAAGCACUAGUGGAUCAACUCCAUGAACGAGCACAGUAUAUAAGACUAGGAGGUAGUGAGAAAGCCCGAGCACUGCACACAGCAAGAGGAAAACUAUUACCCAGAGAAAGAGUCGACACCCUUAUAGACCCAGGGUCUCCGUUUCUGGAGUUAUCCCAGUUUGCAGGUUACCAGUUAUAUGGUAAUGAGGAAGUCCCUGCAGGUGGCAUCAUUACAGGCAUUGGAAGAGUAUCAGGAGUAGAGUGCAUGAUUGUUGCUAAUGAUGCCACUGUGAAAGGAGGUUCCUACUACCCAGUGACUGUGAAAAAACACCUGCGGGCACAGGAAAUUGCGCUGCAAAACAGGCUCCCCUGCAUCUACCUGGUGGACUCAGGAGGAGCCAACUUACCCCGACAAGCUGAUGCGUUUCCAGACCGAGACCACUUUGGCCGCAUAUUCUAUAAUCAGGCAAUUAUGUCGUCUAAAGGUAUUACCCAGAUAGCAGUGGUCAUGGGUUCCUGUACAGCAGGAGGUGCUUAUGUGCCUGCAAUGGCGGAUGAAAACAUCAUUGUACGCAAGCAGGGUACAAUUUUCUUGGCAGGACCCCCUUUGGUUAAAGCGGCUACUGGUGAAGAGGUGUCUGCUGAGGAUCUUGGAGGUGCUGAUCUUCAUUGCAGAAAAUCUGGAGUCACUGACCACUAUGCUUUGAAUGAUCAUCAUGCCCUUCACUUGACUAGAAAGGUUGUGAGGAGUCUGAAUUAUCAGAAGAAAUUAGAUGUUACCAUUGAACCUUCUGAAGAGCCUUUAUUUCCUGCUGAUGAGAUGUAUGGAAUAGUUGGUGCUAACCUCAAGCGGAAUUUUGAUAUCCGAGAGGUCAUUGCUAGGAUCGUGGAUGGAAGCAGAUUCAAUGAGUUCAAAGCCUUCUAUGGAGACACAUUAGUUACAGGAUUUGCUCGAAUAUUUGGAUACCCCAUAGGCAUCAUUGGAAACAAUGGAGUUCUGUUUUCUGAAUCUGCAAAAAAGGGCGCUCACUUCGUCCAGUUAUGCUGCCAAAGAAAUAUUCCUCUGCUGUUCCUCCAGAAUAUCACUGGAUUCAUGGUUGGUAGAGAGUAUGAAGCCGAAGGAAUCGCCAAGGAUGGUGCCAAGAUGGUGGCUGCUGUAUCCUGUGCCAACGUGCCUAAGAUAACCAUCAUUAUUGGGGGAUCGUAUGGGGCUGGAAAUUAUGGGAUGUGUGGCAGAGCAUAUAGCCCAAGAUUUCUCUACAUGUGGCCAAAUGCUCGUAUCUCAGUGAUGGGAGGAGAGCAGGCAGCCAAUGUGUUAGCUACGAUCGCAAAGGACCAAAAAGCACGAGAGGGGAAACAGUUGUCCAGUGCUGAUGAAGCAGCUUUAAAAGAGCCAAUCAUUAAGCGGUUUGAAGAGGAAGGGAACCCUUACUAUUCCAGUGCAAGGCUGUGGGAUGAUGGGAUUAUCGAUCCAGUGGACACCAGAUUGGUUCUGGGUCUCAGUAUUAGUGCAGCCCUCAACGCCCCCAUCCAGAAGACUGACUUUGGCGUUUUCAGGAUGUAGCUGGAAUAUAAAAUGUGUUCUGUUGGACAUGUGCCAAAAAUUAUCAUAUGUAACCUUAAAAUUUUAGAUUUUUGAAUGUGUUUCUGUGAUUUUUUGUUCUUAAUAUAAUGCAUUGUACUUUUCUACCUUAAAAAAAAAUCAAUGAGGAUAUUUAUUUGAUGAGCAUCAAUUCCUUUUAAAUUUUCUUGGAGAAAUUUUUCUGUGGCUCAAUUUUAUCACCCAUGAAAUGAAGAGACUAAUUAUCCUUUAUAUCCUACAAAUAAUAUAAAAAGUUCUUUAAUCUAUAAAUUCCAGUGUGGUUGAGAUUAUUAAUAUAAAGUUUAUAUUUGCUGAAAUGAUUGUUUUGCUGAUUAGGCUUGAUGAUAUUUUAAGUUAUUUUAAAGAAUCAUCUAUUACCUUUCUCUUCAGUCACCAUCCUAUCUCCUUCCCAUAGUAAUCAGAUUUCUCACUGUCUGCACUGGGGGCCCUGCUUUCUAACCUAUUCUCUCCUUGUUCUGCCCCUCUCUGGCUUCCAUUGCCAACAGCUCUGUCCGGUCACCAUUGCUCUCCAUGUUGCUGAAGCCAGUGGAGUGUUUCCCAGCCUUAUCUGACUUUUCAGUAGCAUUCUGUUGGAUUGAACACUCCCUCCUUGAACUGCAUCCUUGGCUUUCAUACUUAACCCUCUAGAUUUUCCAUAAAUCCCUUUAGCCUUUCUUUUUUAGUUUCCCUUGUGGAAUCCUCUUCAUCUCCUGAUUUCCCCCACUUUUAUUAUUUGUCUUAAUUUUCAUUAAGGAAUACACAAAUACAUUCUUAUACUGAAAAGAUACAAAUAACACAAAAGUAUCUCCUUUUUUAAUGUAAGAAAUCAACCCUUUUAGCCAUUUUAAGUGUACAGUUCACUGGCAUUAAGUACCUUCAUAUUGCUGUGCAGCCAUCACCACCAUCCAUCUCUAGAACUUGUCGUUGUCCCACAUUGAUUCUCUGUGUCCAUUAAACAAUAUCUCCCAUUUCCCCCUACCCCCAGCUCCCAUUUUCUCCUCCCCCCCAGCCCCUGGCCCAUAUUAUUAAAUGCACAUAUUUCUCAUGGCAUAAAACACGUGCAUUCUUGCUGGGCCAUUUUGCCCCUCUCAUGGCUUCAGUCCCAUCUAAAUGCAUUCCUGCAUUGGCUCUUCCUAGCAUAGUUCUUCCCUGGUUCUACACUUGUGUGCUCUUAUAAAACAUGUCUACUGGACAUCCACCUGGUUGUCUUGGAGGAGCCUCAAUUCAGUCAUCAGGUGCUAUAACUUUGCCUCCUUGAUGGUCUCUUGAACUCCUCCAAUUAUAUUUGUCUCUUACCAGCAUGGGCCUUAGGAGUGGUCUGCUGCAUCUGGUCUUACCUCAUCCUGUCUGUUCACCUCUCGAGUUAGAGAGGCCACCCUAAAGUACACAUCUGGUCAGACUGCUCCCUUCCUUAAAAUCAUUCAGUGGUUUCUUGUGAAGUACCAGCUGGCCCCAAUGGCCUCCAUAAUCUUGCUUGAUCUUUGCUUUUUUAACCUCAUCUCUUUGACUCCUCUUUUCACAGGACAAUAGCUCUGGCCAUUCUAGAUGUCCAGGUCUUUGAACCUCCUAAGUUCUUCCACCAAAAGAUAUACAAGGCUCCCUUGACCUGAACUCUUCUCCUCUUACUUCUUCAGCACUUGUCCUUCAGCUUAAGCUCUUGAUUCUCUUUGAUAAACACUACUUCCUUAGGAAUGUUUCUGUGACUUCCCUGGACUGGGCUGGCUUCCCUACUGUGUGCUCUUGUAAAACAUCAUAUGCCUCUAUCACAAAUUCAUCAUUGUGUCAUAAAUGUUUCUUUAACAUUGCCCACUGCUAGAAUGUAAGCUCUACGAAAGCAAGGAUCUGUUUAUCCUGUGUCUACAGUGCCUGGCACUUGAGGGGCUCAAUAUUUGUUGAAUGAAUGAAAAUGUCCAUAUUAUAAUUGAUGUCCUCAGGACAUAAAAUUUUAAAAUUAGGUGUUUGAUUAUACAACUUGAUACAACUAUCAUGUUUUCUUAAUAAAAUUAAUAUUUCAAAUGUC